Messenger RNA from Triticum urartu, 1675 nucleotides. RefSeq lists its product as uncharacterized. The record is from RefSeq and is a predicted model, not a curated record. Gene Ontology annotation, biological process: cold acclimation. Lineage: Eukaryota; Viridiplantae; Streptophyta; Magnoliopsida; Poales; Poaceae. Gene Ontology annotation, cellular component: cytosol.
CACUCCUACUGAUUCCCUCGCAAUCCUCCAUUCAGAGCACGCAAAGCACACAACACGAGCAGCUCGGGACAAUCAAUCCAAUCAAUGGCGGUGUCGAAGAGGCUCGCGGCGGCGGCGCUGCUGGUGCUGCUCGCGCUGGCGGCGCCCGCGGCCGCCAAAACGACGCGGGAGGCCGCCGAGGCGGCGUCCGCGGCGAAGACGACGCCGGGCGGCGCGGAGGUGGCGCCGGGCAAGGAGGAAGAGUCGUGGACGGGGUGGGCCAAGGACAAGAUCUCCGAGGGCCUCGGCCUGGACAAGAUCUCCGAGGGGCUGGGGCUCAAGCACCACGCCGACGAGGAGGAGGCCGCCCGCAAGGCCGGGCACACCGUCAAGUCCGCCCGCGAGACCGUCCAGCACACCGCCUCCGAGACGGGGAGGCAGGCGAGCGGCAAGGCUUCGGACGCCAAGGAGGCGGCGGAGCAGGCGGCGACCGGGGCGGCCAACAAGGCGGGGCAGGCCAAGGACAAGGCGGCGGAGACGGUGAAGGGCACGGCCGGCGAGGCGUCUAAGAAGGCGGAGCAGGCCAAGCACAAGACCAAGGAGACCGCGGAGGCGGCCGCCAAGACUGGCGCCGAGACGCACGAGCGGUCGAAGCAGGGCAAGGCCAAGGUUGAGGAGACGGCCAAGGAGAAGGCCGGACAGGGGUACGAGACUCUGAAGCAAACCAAGGACGCGGCCGCCGAGAAGGCCGGCACCGCCAAGGACACGGCUGCGGAAAAGGCUGGCCAGGGGUACGAGACGCUGAAGCAGUCCAAGGACGCCGCCGCGGAGAAAUCCGGCGGCGCCACGCAGACGGCCGCGGAGAAGGCAGCGGCAGCCAAGGACGCCGCCGCGGAGAAAGCCGGUGGCGCCACGCAGACGGCCGCUGAGAAGGCAGCGGCUGCGAAGGACGCAGCCGCGGAGAAGGCCGGCGCCGCCAAGCAGACGGCAGCAGAGAAGGCAGCGGCAGCGAAGGAUGCCGCCGCUGAGAAGGCCCGCGCCGCGAAGGACGCGGCGUGGGAGACGACGGAGUCCGCCAAGGACGCCACAUGGCAGGCGCAGGAGAAGCUGAAGCAAUACAACGACGUCGCGUCGGAGAAGGCCGCGAACGUGAAGGACGCCGCUGCGGAGAAAGCCGGCGCGGCCAAGCAGACGGCCGCGGAGAAGGCAGCGGCAGCGAAGGAUACCGCCGCGGAGAAGGCCGCGGCCGCCAAGGAUGCCGCGUGGAAGAACGCCGAGGCGGCCAAGGGCACUGUCGGGGAGAAGGCAGGGGCGGCCAAGGACGCCACGUUGGAGAAGACGGCGUCGGCUAAGGACGCCGCGUGGGAGACGGCGGAGGCGGCCAAGGACACGGCCUGGGAGACGGCGGAGGCGGCCAAGGGGAAGGCCAACCAGGGGUACGAGAAGGUGAAGGAGAAGGUCGGGGAGGUGAAGGACAAGGUCACCGGCGCGGCAGCCGACGGCAAGGGCAAGAAGCACCGCAAGGACGACGAGCUGUGAAUGAGCACCACCCCUCUGCAUUUCUUGCCACAGUUCUUCUUCCAUGAAUGUUUUCAGUGUUCGAGCUAGUCUUUUUUUCCUUGUGCUGUUCCUCUUGUACAAUAAUGUGACCAUCUGUAGAGAACCCUCCACGAUCAAACAAGUUCCUUUUGAAAAA